This is a messenger RNA of Dacryopinax primogenitus, 1848 nucleotides long. Its product is annotated as P-loop containing nucleoside triphosphate hydrolase protein. Gene Ontology annotation, cellular component: nucleus. The record is from RefSeq and is a predicted model, not a curated record. Gene Ontology annotation, biological process: mitotic DNA replication checkpoint signaling. Gene Ontology annotation, molecular function: ATP binding; ATP hydrolysis activity; DNA replication origin binding. The coding region runs from base 1 to 1848 and encodes 615 amino acids. Lineage: Eukaryota; Fungi; Basidiomycota; Dacrymycetes; Dacrymycetales; Dacrymycetaceae. The transcript has 2 exons.
AUGGCUCUAGGCAAGCGUUCCCGAACUCUCCCAACACUGAGCAACAACAAGCUCCCCUCACUUACCGUUCCACAUCCUAAACGCGCGCGCACCUCUCUCUCGCCCUUGACGGACUGCGACCCCUACUCGAAUAAGGAGAACAUCCCUCCCUCCCCCUGUCCUUCAUCUCCCAUACCAAGCGUCGUCAGCCUACAUGAUGAGCUCGACAUGGACACCCGCGUGACCCGCAGUCGCGCGCGCUCUAGCACACCGAGAAUAGAACGAUUGCCCAGCACUCGUAGGAUGCCGCGGAGAGCUGAUCCAGCACCAGAGAAAACCAGCACGCGUCGCACAACACGUUUGACUAUCCCUGUUCUCGCGCCUACACCACCGCUCACCCCGGAGUCGGAAGGCGACUCGUUCGAUGCACCCUUGCUCACUCCUUCUCUCGACAUGGGCCGCCUGAUACUCGGAGAUGAGGACAUCAAGUGCCCGUCUCCGACAUCGAACGCGUACGUCACUGCCCGUGGUGCGCUCAAAGCACCUCCUUCAGACCUUGCCGGUCGGGAAGACCAGAGAAUCGAGUUACUCGCGUUUCUCUCUCCAUUUCUUUCUGGAUUGAAUGAGGACGAUGACAGCAGGGUAAUGUACAUCUCCGGCACGCCUGGCACUGGGAAGACCGCCCUGGUUAAGAAAAUGCUCUCUGAAAUCAAGGCAGAUGGGGUGAGAACGGGGAUGAUCAACUGUAUGGGACUCGCCAGUGCGAAAGAGGUGUGGGACACCGCGUGGGGCACCAUGGAAGCAGAGAAGGUGAAAGAUUCGAAGAUGAGCUUGGAGAAACUACUUGAGGAAGGUGAUAAGUUCGUCUUGGUGCUCGACGAGAUCGACACGCUCCUCCGCCUUCCCAGCGUCCUCUCCACCAUCCUUAACCUCCCCUCGCAGCAUCCGAACCUAUGCUUGCUCACUAUCGCAAACUCGCUCUCUCUCCCGUCUCAACUGCCUGCGUCCAUCUCCCUCACCCAAGUCAGCUUCGCACCAUAUACGUGGGAACAAAUGACUGCUAUCGUCAAGUGCAAGCUCCCCAGCGAGUGCACGGUCAUAGACGAAAAGGCCCUCGAGCUCGCUGCGCGGCGUGUGGGAGGGCGGACAGGGGAUCUGCGUGUGCUGGUGGAAGUGUUGCGGAAGGCACUUGAUGCCGCAGAGAAAGACUGGAAGAAACGCACUGCUGAGAACCCGUUCAUCGCGUGCGAUCUGGUCAAGGUUAGCCCCGCGCAUAUCCUCGCCGCUAUCAAGACUGUCACUUUCCCAUCGAGUUCUACUGCCUCCUCAGCGCCUUCCGCCAGCAGCCCAACAACUGUGCUCAUCCGUACCCUACCCGUGCAAACACGUCUCAUCCUUCUCGCCCUGCUUGUUGCCUCCUACCGAACCUCUCUCGGACUCCCGCUCACCUCUGUCCCGUCCUUCGGUACUGCGGCCAAGUCCAAGUCCACUGCCCCGACCCCAACCCAGCUCUUCGCGAGCUACUCUGCCCUGCUAUCGAAAUACGGCGGCACUCUUCCUCCGGCUCUUGGGUCGAGCGACUUCCACGAUGUGCUCAAUAUGCUUGAAGCCUCUUCUCUCGUCAGCUAUGCCUCUUCCACAGGCCCGAAAAAGCGCACAACUGCGCUGCGCUGCGUCACUCUCGUCCCUCAGGAGGAGGAAGUGAGGCGGGCGAUGUUCCUCGGACUUGACCAGAGUGCAGAAGGGGUUGAAGAGGCGCUCAAAAGUGCGUGGACGAAAGUGUGCAAGGAUGCAAGGAAUGAGGUUGUCAGGAGGGGAAAGAAGGCAGAGAGGGAGGCGAAUGAGUGCCCUCUGGAAGAGCGACUCUAG